AGGGCGGUGCGAACAUGGCGGCAGUGGAGGCAGUGGCGGCUGCAGAGGCAACGGGGCCCUGGGCGUCUGAGGCGCCGAGUUCAUUGCUGCUCGUGGUGGGCGGCGAGUGCAGCUGCCCCGGGCUGCUGAACUACGUGUUGGAGGAGCUCGAACGAGGCCUCAGGUCCUGGGACAUUGACCCUGGCAUCUGCAGCCUGGAUGAGCAGCUCAAGGUGUUCGUGUCCCGGCACUCGGCCACCUUCUCCAGCAUCAUAAAAGGCCAACGCAGCCUGCACCACCGAGGAGACACCCUGGAGACCCUGGUCCUUCUGAACCCGUCAGACAAGUCCCUGUGUGAUGAGCUCCGGAACCUUCUCCUGGACCCUGCUCCUCACAAGCUUCUGGUGCUGGCUGGGCCCUGCCUGGAAGAGACAGGGGAGCUGCUGCUCCAGACUGGGGGCUUCUCGCCCCGCCACUUCCUCCAGGUCCUGGGGGACAAAGAGAUCCGGGAUCUCCUGGAUGCUGCACCCCCGUCUGCCGACCCGCCCAAGCUCACGAUCACUUGCCCGACCCUCGGAGACUGGGCCCAGCUGGCACCCGAAGUGCUUGGCCUCCCUGGUGGGCUCCAGCUGCAGCUGAACCCACCAGUGCAGCGGCCGGCCUCUGAAGGUCUGCGUGAGUUCCUGGAGUACGUGGCUGAGUCACUGGAGUUGCCAUCCCCCUUCGAGCUGCUUGAGCCACCAGCAUCCGUGGGCUUCCUCAGGCUCGCCCGGCCUUGCUGCUACAUCUUCCCCGGUGGCCUCGGGGAUGCCGCCUUCUUUGCCGUCAAUGGCUUCACCAUGCUGGUCAACGGCGGCUCAAACCCCAAGUCGAGCUUCUGGAAGCUGGUGCGGCACCUGGACAGGGUGGACGCGGUUCUGGUGACACAUGCAGGUGCCGACAGCCUCCCGGGUCUCAACAGCCUGCUGCGGCGCAAGCUGGCGGAGCGUGAGGAGGCAGCAGACAGUGGGGACUCUGGGGACGACAGGCUGCGCAGGCUCGUCUCGCCAGGCCUGGGCGUUGUGUUCCUCAAUGCCCGCGGGGCCACCUCUCGUCUGGUGCGUGGUGAGGAUGAGGCGGAGCUGGCCUGUAGACUCCUGGCUCGGCUGGGCAUAGAGCCUCUGCCCCUGAGCCGCGGGACGAUGCCAGCCGAGCCCACUGUGCUCUUCCAGAAAAUGGGUGUCGGCCGGCUGGACAUGUACGUGCUGCACCCGCCCUCAGCUGGUGCCGAACGCACGCUGGCAUCUGUGUGUGCCCUGCUGGUGUGGCAUCCCACAGGCCCCACUGAGAAGGUGGUGCGUGUGCUGUUCCCUGGCUGCACGCCACCUGCCCGCCUCCUGGAUAGCCUGGUCCGCCUGCAGCACUUGGGUUUCUUGCGGGAACCUGUGGUAACCCCCCAAGACCUGGCGGGGCCUCGGCGCACUGAGAGCAAGGAAAGUGUGGGUUCCCGGGACAGCUUGAGGAGAGAGGGCCGGACUACAUUGCCUGCCAGGCCUGCCCCGGAGCGCCCUGGGGUGGCCCGGAAGGAGCCGCCACGGGCUGAGGGCCCUCGCCGGGCUGAGAAGGAAGCUAGGCAUCCCCGUGAGGUGAAGAAGGACCCCAAGCCGAGCACUGCUCGGACCCAGCCCAGGGAGCUGAACCGGGCAUCCUCUACCGUGAUCAACAGCAAGAAGCCGGGUGCUCAGGCAACAUCCAAGCCCCGAAAAGCACUCAGCAGUCACCGUCCAGGUGUCCCAUUGGCGGCUAAUGGGCCGCACAGUGGCCCCAGCUUCCGGUGUGGAGAGGCAAGCCCCCCGACAGAGGCCUGCAGCUCUCCCGUCCCCCAGCUGGUGGCCACGCCCAGCCAAGGGAGCAGCCUGGAACUGGGGCUGAGCCCCACAGGGGAGGACAGUAACAGUCUAAAGACUCAGGAGCAGCUGGUGGCCAGUGGCACCUCCCCGCCACACACCCCCUCACCAGCUGGAGCCCAGCAGGGCCCGGCUGAGGGCAGUAGGCAGCUGUCGCUGAGCCCUCUGCGCGGCGGGGAGGUGGGGCCAGAUGCCUCCCCCACAGUGACCACACCUUCCCUGCCUGCUGAGGUAGGCUCCCCACACUCCACAGAGGUGGAUGAGUCCCUGUCCGUCUCCUUUGAGCAGGUGCUGCCACCGCCCCCUGUCCCUAUGAGUGAGGCAGGGCUGAGCCUCCCACUUCGAGGCCCCCGGGUGCGGCGCUCGGCCUCCCCGCAUGACGUGGACCUGUGCCUAGUGUCGCCCUGUGAGUUCGAGCACCGCAAGGCCCUGCCCAUGGCCCCCACGUCCCCCGGCAGCUCCAAUGACAGCAGCGCUCGGUCCCAGGAGCGGGCAGGUGCUCUCGGGGCUGAGGAGACACCGCCCACAUCCGUCAGUGAGUCCCUGCCCACGCUGUCUGACUCGGACCCCCUGCCUGCUGCCCCUGGCACUGUGGACUCAGAUGAGGACAUGGAGGGCUUUGGGGUCUCUCGCCGCAACCCACUGCCCGACCCCCUCAAGGUCCCCCCACCGCUGCCCACCCCACCCAGCAUCUGCAUGGUGGACCCCGAGCUAUUGCCCCCCGAACAGUCCCGGCGGACAGAGGGCCUUGGCCGUGCCCGGAAGCCCCUAGCCCGCUCCGCCCCCAGUACUGCUGCUCCCAAAGCCACUCCAGCGACCACUGCCAAGACCAAGGGGCAGGCUAGUGGGAACCGGGCCAGUCGGCCUCUCAGCGCCCGGAGCGAGGCCAGUGACAAGGGAGGUCGGGCACCCCUGUCCAGAAAGCCCUCAGUCCCCAAGACGGCCACUCGGGGUCCAUCGGGGACAGCCAGCGGCCGGCCACGUGGGCUGGAGCCCUCGCCUGGCUCCCCUGUCUACCUUGACUUGGCUUAUCUGCCCAGCGGGGGCAGCAUCUGCCUGGUGGAUGAGGAGUUCUUCCGGCGGGUCCGCGCGCUCUGCUAUGUCAUCAGCGGUCAGGACCAGCACAAGGAAGAAGGCAUGCGGGCCGUCCUGGACGCACUGCUGGCUGGCAAGCAGCAGUGGGAUCGUGACCUCAAGGUGACCCUGAUCCCCACGUUCGACUCAAUGGCCAUGCACGAGUGGUAUGAAGAGACGCAUGCUCGGCACCAGGAGCUGGGCAUCACAGUGCUGGGCAGCAACAGCACCGUGUCCAUGCAGGAUGAGGCCUUCCCCGCUUGCAAGGUGGAGUUCUAGCCCUACCCCACCCCACCCCACCC
This is a messenger RNA of Pteronotus mesoamericanus, 3241 nucleotides long. RefSeq names its product microtubule associated protein 1S (gene MAP1S). Gene Ontology annotation, biological process: regulation of microtubule depolymerization; microtubule cytoskeleton organization; dendrite development. The transcript is spliced from 7 exons. Bases 15 to 3218 code for a protein of 1067 amino acids. Gene Ontology annotation, cellular component: synapse; neuronal cell body; cytosol. NCBI's taxonomy places the organism in Eukaryota, Metazoa, Chordata, Mammalia, Chiroptera, Mormoopidae. Gene Ontology annotation, molecular function: microtubule binding; actin binding. The record is from RefSeq and is a predicted model, not a curated record.